ACUCUCAGCCUCUCUGUGAGUGGUGAGGCGGUCUCGCUGUCUCUCCCUCUCUCUCUCCCACUGUCUCCCUUUCUCUCUCUCUAUCUGUCUCUCUCACUCCGGGGCUCUAAAGGGAUCGGAAUUUUUCUCACCAAAAGUACAACAGACCUCAGAGCCACACGAGCGGUCUCCUCUCCGUUGGAUUAUUACCAAGAAAUACGCGCCGAACUUCCAACUUAACCAUGCGUCCCGCACGGAGGAAUGGAGCACACGCUUUGUAGUUUUUUCUAACCAACAGUACGAUACACCUUAAAAAGAUUUUUAUUUUAAAUUUGGGGCUUUUUUUAAAUGGUGAAUCGGCCUAUCAGGAUGAACUUGCAGCAGUGGAGCAGCCCGGCUGUCUGCAUCCGCACCACCACCGGGAGAGUCGCGCACAAGCGGCUGGACUCGGACGAUCAGCCGCCGGCCAAAUGCGCCAGGCUGAGCGCCGAGGCUGGGGACGCGCACGGAGGACUCACUUCUCCCGGUUCCCCGGUCAGCCCGGUGCCGACCCCUAUCCCACCGAGCCACCAGGGACCGUCCAGGAUAGGACCGUUCCUGCUUCUACCUCUGGCGGACCGGGAGAGCGUGCACAGCGCGAUGAACACCGAUACUGGCGAUGAGCUACUGUGUAAGGUCUUCGAUAUGGGGGUUUACCAGGAGAAGAUCAGAGCCUACGGGAUUCUACCAGCACACAAGAACGUGGCCGGCAUCAGGGACAUCAUCCUGGGUGAACGCAAGGCCUAUGUGUUCCUGGAGAAGGAUUUCGGGGACAUGCACACCCUGGUGAAGAGCUGUCGCCGGCUGGACGAGGAACACGCCUGCAGGCUCUUCCGUCAGGUGGCUGUGGCCGUGGCACACUGCCACCAGGCCGGCAUUGUGCUGGGUGACCUCAAGCUGCGCAAGUUUGUCUUCACUGACGACAAAAGGACACAGGUGAGACUAGAAAGCCUCGAGGACUGUCGCGUCCUGGAAGACCCCAACGACGACUCCAUGUCAGACACCCACGGCUGCCCCGCGUACGUCAGCCCAGAGAUCCUCAGCGGCUUCACGCCUUACUCCGGCAAGAUGGCCGACAUGUGGAGCCUGGGGGUCAUGCUGUACACCAUGCUGGUCGGCCGCUACCCCUUCCACGACCCGGACCCAGCUACGCUGUUUUCCAAAAUUCGUCGAGGCCAGUGUUGUUUGCCGGAGGGCUUGUCGCCCAAAGCCAAGUGUCUGCUCCAGAGCCUGCUGAGGAAAGAACCAUGGGAGAGACUCACAGCGGCAGAGCUGCUCGCUCACCCGUGGUUCCACCUGCCGCCGUCGUCCCAGGAAGUGGCGCCGGGUGAGGCGGAAGUGAGCUCGGCGGAACAGACGGUGCCGUCCUUUGACGUGGAAGAGGACGAUGAUCUGUUCUGCUGACGGACUCGACUCGGCCUGACUGAGGGACCAAAACAAAAUUUGCUAUGAGGGAUUCAUUGUCGUUAUUUUUUACAUUGGCACUUUUUAGAAACCCAUUUGUGUACUGUUGUGUGUACAUACACCCUCAAGCUUUCUACUUACUGUACUGUAUUUUGUUGUUGUAUACAUGUUACUUGCUAAGGGCAUUGUCCACAAUGAUCGUUCAUUGUGUUUCUAUAUGUGUGUUUUUGAAAUUAUUUGGUGCUAAAAGAAAUAACAAUGACUCAGAAUUUGCCAGAUUAAGUUUAAAAAAAAAAAUCUCUGAAGGCUCCUAUGACUGUAUCAGAGGAGUUUAAGCCCCCCAGACAAAACAGUAGUCAUCAAUGCUGGGCCUGAAUUCAUGAGGCUUCGUGCUGCAUGAGAUGAAUCUUGAAUGGGAGGCGAGGAGAUGUUGUUCCUCUCACUCUCUGACCAGGCUGCAGGCUUCGAGGCUGACUCACCGAUCAAGUCGAGGAGGACCGAGCGAGAAGCUUGACGUCUCGAAGCAGACAGCGACACGGAGUGAGAAAGAUGGUUAGCAGAGGACUGAUGUGUCAUACUCAGCGGGACACUACCAAGGUGUCUCACUGCCAAUCUGGCAAUGUCUCAGCAAAUGGAGAGCAUUUACAAAUCUCACACCACGCACAGAAGGUUGAGAAAGGCAGGGUGUUACUGGUGUAAGACUUGCAGAAAAGUGGGAAAAGCUUGUCACACACGCUCAACAACAAGCUGUGACUCCAGGCUAACACAAAUCUUUGUAAAUGGCCAGCAGGGAAAGGUACAUCUCGGCUAUUAACAGGUCUAAAACGUGCUCAGAGCUGAAACUUUCACACAAAGGUUGCAUCUGAAGGGGAAGUAUCUAAUCUGACCUCGUGUAUAUGAGUGUGAUCAGUCCAUUUAGCUCGCCUGCAAUCCUGCCUGUGUGCAAUUAGCCACAGCUAAACCUAACACUAAUGCUUCCGGUUUAAAGUAAAAUGCUGGGAGCAAGUCUGGCUUUAAAGACGUGGUCGCAUGCCUCAGCAGCAACAGAGAUCGUUGGAUAAUUCUUGCGCCUGAAGGCAGCAGUGGGAUUUCAGUAGGAAAAGCAAAAACACACAGAGAACUCAAACGGUUCUUUCUCCUGAUGUCAUCUAAUUCUUUUGUCUCAAUCUAAUAAUGUGUGUGUUUUUUAAGAGAUGUGUCAAGAUAUCCACUUAAGGAACCGUCAAAUCAGAAACACAUUACAGAAAAAUGAAGACUUUCUCAGCUGAGCAGUUGAACCUGUUUUGUUCAUUUCUGUCGGAACAUUAUGUCAAGCCGUUUUUGCUUUAACAAAGCCGCGCUGUGCUGAGUGUUGUGCCCGUAUCACUGUGUUUCAUAAACUGAAUGACUCUGAAUCAGUGGCAGUCAGGCGAUAUUUGAUGUUGGUUGUCUGCUGAUGACUCAACACUUGAGCGUGUCUGCAGAAAAUGGUCCUGACCUUGGCUGGAAGAUUCUGUUCAGACCGUUUCACCUCUUUAAUGGUACUUUUUUCCUCCCUUUUCCUUUUUUUUUUCUGUUGAAAGCUGUGGAUCCAAGGAGACUAGUCCUCAUAGUUAGUGACAUGAUGUACCACACUCUAAAAAUAUGCUUUAUGUUGGUUUGUGACAGUUACAAGCUACUACAGGUCUGCAGCCAGAUGCUUUUAUUUUGUCCUGGCACACUAAUGUUGACAAUGGUACUAAAUCUGGCAAAUCUGAGAACUUGCUGUGCAUUUAACUUUGGGUCACGCAGCAGGCUAACAAAACGCCUUCAGUUGUUUUCUCUGAUCUGCUACCAGAUAGGAAGAGACUUGUGACAAUCUGAGUUUGUCCCUCACAGAAAAGUAAUUUAAGAGAUUUAUGAUUUUGUUUCUGGUUCAUACAUGUAGAGAGAGUCACGGGUUCAUGUGACGUGUAGAUUAAACUGACACGGGUGCACAAUCUUCAUAUUGCACUGUGAAUUAUGUAUUUGUGACACAACCUAGAGGCUAUUAUUAGUCCACACAGGUUACACACAAGAGUUAUAUUCAUUGUACAAAAUGUGUAAAUAUGUAUAUUUGAAAUAUGUGUGGAGUUGUUGAAUAAAGAUCACAUUUUUUCAUAUUCA
Messenger RNA from Amphiprion ocellaris (clown anemonefish), 3546 nucleotides. RefSeq names its product tribbles pseudokinase 1 (gene trib1). The record is from RefSeq and is a predicted model, not a curated record. Gene Ontology annotation, molecular function: protein kinase activity; mitogen-activated protein kinase kinase binding; ATP binding. Lineage: Eukaryota; Metazoa; Chordata; Actinopteri; Pomacentridae. The transcript is spliced from 3 exons. The coding region runs from base 328 to 1422 and encodes 364 amino acids. Gene Ontology annotation, cellular component: nucleus. Gene Ontology annotation, biological process: positive regulation of proteasomal ubiquitin-dependent protein catabolic process; regulation of MAP kinase activity; protein phosphorylation.